Molecule: messenger RNA, 4175 nt
Organism: Sorghum bicolor (sorghum)
Lineage: Eukaryota; Viridiplantae; Streptophyta; Magnoliopsida; Poales; Poaceae
Product: pollen-specific leucine-rich repeat extensin-like protein 3
Exons: 1
Coding region: 389-3703 (1104 amino acids)
Molecular function (GO): protein binding
Source: RefSeq, a predicted model, not a curated record
CUCACACACUCACAGACACUAAGUGACUACUAGCAUUGAAACCAAGCAAGCAAAGUAUAUAUAUGUCCAAGAACGGUACCAUGUAUAUUUUGGGCUUCCACGAGGACCAAGCACGACCGCUCUCACGCAUCCAUGCAUGCACAGCACGGGGGCAUGCUGCAUCCUGACUUCCUCGCCUGUCGUGUCGUCCUCGUCCGUCCGUCCCUGUCCCUGGACAGGCGCAGUACGUCCGGCAAUGCCGCGGAGCCGCCAGCGACCGUCAUCCGCCAUGACCGGCCUGACGCGCGCAUGCAACCGCACGCUGUUACGGACCCCCGGCCGGCCUCCAUAAAACACCACGGCGACGAGGGGGGUGUCGACCACCGCCCGCUCGCUCGCUCGCCCCCUCAUGGACCCUCCUCUGCGGCUCCUGCCCGACGUCGGGCGCCUCAUGGCGGCGCUGCUCCUCCUGGCCGCCUGCCUGUCCGCGUGCAGCGUGCAGGCGGUGACGAGCGCGGAAGCCUCGUACAUCGCGCACCGCCAGCUGCUGGCCAUGAAAGAGGCCGGCGGCGGCGAGGGCGGCGACCUUCCGUCGGACUUCGAGUUCGACGACCGCCUCGGCGCCGCCGCGGGCAGCUUCGCCAACCCUCGCCUCCGCCGCGCGUACAUCGCGCUGCAGGCCUGGAAGCGCGCCUUCUACUCCGACCCCAAGGGCUUCACCACCAACUGGGUCGGCAGCGACGUGUGCAAGUACAACGGCGUCAUCUGUGUGGAGGCGCUGGACGACCCCAAGAUCAUGGUGGUCGCCGGGAUCGACCUCAACGGCGCCGACAUCGCCGGGUACCUUCCCCCCGAGCUCGGCCUCCUCACCGACCUCGCCUUCUUCCACAUCAACACCAACCGCUUCUGCGGCAUCAUCCCCAAGAGCAUGUCCCGGCUGUCUCUCCUGCACGAGUUCGACGUCAGCAACAACCGCUUCGUCGGCGUCUUCCCCUACGUCUGCCUCGAGAUGGUGUCGCUCAAGUACCUCGACCUCCGGUUCAACGACUUCGAGGGCGACCUGCCGCCGGCGCUCUUCGACAAGGACCUGGACGCCAUCUUCGUCAACACCAACCGGUUCGUCGGACACAUCCCGGAGAACCUCGGCAACUCCACGGCGUCGGUCAUCGUCUUCGCCAACAACGCCUUCGUCGGGUGCAUCCCCAAGAGCAUCGGCCGGAUGGUGAAGACGCUGGACGAGAUCAUCUUCCUCAACAACAAGCUCGACGGCUGCCUGCCGCUGGAGAUGGGCCUGCUGGUGAACACCACCGUCAUCGACGUCAGCGGCAACAUGCUCGUCGGGACCAUCCCGGAGCAGCUCUCCAACGUCGCCAAGCUCGAGCAGCUCGACGUGUCGCGGAACGUCUUCACCGGCAUCGUGCACGACAAGAUCUGCGAGCUCCCGGCGCUCGUCAACUUCAGCUUCGCCUUCAACUUCUUCAACUCGGAGGCCGCCGUGUGCAUGCCGUCCGACAAGGCGCUCGUCAACUUGGACGACAGGGACAACUGCCUCGGCGCGCUGCGACCGGCGCAGAAGACGGCGCUGCAGUGCGCCCCCGUGCUCGCGCGCCCCGUCGACUGCAGCAAGCAUGUGUGCGCUGGCUACCCGACGCCCGGAGGGCCACCGGAGAAGCCGCCGUCGGUACCCGAGAAGCCGCCGUCGGUGCCAGCCAAGCCUGCUGCGCCGGCGCCCAUGCCCACCCCGCAUACACCGCCGGAUGUAUCGCCAGAGCCGCUUCCAGAGCCAUCGCCGGCGCCGGCGCCGGCGCCCAUGCCGGUGGCGACCCCUAAGACACCACCGGCGGACGAUUACGUACCAACACCACCUGUACCGGAGAAGUCAGCACCGCCUCCAAAGUCUGUCCCAGAGACACCCGAGCGGCCAAAGGAGCCACCGCCUGAGGUGAAGCCUCCGGUUGUCGCCUCGCCGCCUCCGGCACCGGUGAAGUCGUCUCCUCCACCAGCGCCAGUGGCAUCACCACCGCCACCUGUGAAGUCUCCUCCACCAGCUCCGGUUGCUUCACCACCACCACCUGUCAAGUCUCCCCCGCCACCAGCACCAGUGAGCUCUCCACCACCUCCCGUCAAAUCACCUCCACCGCCGGCACCGGUGGCCUCACCACCACCACCCGUGAAAUCACCUCCCCCGCCAGCGCCGGUGGCAUCACCUCCGCCGCCAGUGAAAUCACCUCCUCCGCCCGCACCAGUGGCCUCUCCACCUCCACCGGUGAAAUCUCCACCACCGCCGGCUCCCGUGAGCAAACCUCCUCCUCCGGUGAAGUCCCCACCACCACCAGCUCCGGUGAAAUCAACCCCACCUCCAGAGGAACACCCAACACCACCUACUCCGGUGAAGUCAUCACCGCCGCCUGAGAAGACUCUACCUCCACCCACUCCGACUGCCUCUCCACCACCAAAAGAGAAGCCUACUCCUCCAUCAACUCCGUCUAAGCCACCUUCAACUCCAGAGAAGCCUCCAUCAACUCCGUCGAAGCCACCUUCAGCUCCAGAGAAGCCAAAACCACCACCAUCUCCGGUUGAGACACUACCUCCUCCAUCAAAGUCGUCUUCUCCACCGAAAGAACCACCGCCUACACCUAAGUUAUCACCUCCACCAGUGAAGUCUUCUCCACCUCCAGCACCAGUGAGCUCACCACCACCUACACCUAAGCCAUCACCUCCACCAGCUCCAGUAAAAUCACCGCCUCAAGUAGAGAAGAAGACUCCACCACCAGCACCAGUCAGCUCGCCACCUCCGGCCGUAAAGUCGUCUCCACCACCAUUGACGCCUAAGUCAUCAGGCCCACCUGCACAAGUGAGCCCACCACCUGAAGACGAAGAGGAGAGCUCACCACCUCCAGUAGUGAAGUCUUCUCCACCACCGGAGACGCCUAAGUUGUCGCCUCCACCUGCUCCUGUGAGCUCACCACCUCCAGUGGUAAAGUCAACUCCACCACCGGCACCAGUUAGCUCACCGCCGCCAGCGCCUAAGCCGUCGCCUCCACCUGCUCCUGUGAGCUCACCACCUCCGGUGGUAAAGUCUUCUCCACCACCGGCACCAGUUAGCUUACCACCGCCGGCACCUAAGACACUACCUCCACCUGCUCCUGUGAGCUCACCGCCUCCAGAAGUGAAGCCACCACCAGCGCCUAAGCCGUUACCUCCACCGGCUCCUGUGAGCUCACCACCACCUCCGGUCAAGUCGCCGCCUCCACCGGCCCCUGUGAGCUCACCUCCUCCCCCAGUGAAGUCUCCUCCACCACCGGCACCGCUCAGCUCACCACCGCCUCCGGUGAAGUCCCCACCACCACCGGCCCCGGUUAGCUCACCACCACCUCCAGUAAAGUCACCACCACCCCCAGCACCGGUGAGCUCGCCGCCACCUCCAGUGAAGUCACCACCACCACCACCGGCACCGGUCAGCUCUCCACCACCCCCAGAAAAAUCUCCUCCUCCACCAGCACCGGUUAGCUCUCCUCCACCGAAGCCGCCAUCACUACCACCACCGGCCCCAGUAAGCUCGCCUCCUCCGGCGGUCACCCCUGCCCCACCGAAGAAAGAAGAAUCAACACCAGCACCACCGGCAGAAUCCCUACCUCCACCUUCAUUCAACGACAUCAUCCUUCCACCUAUCAUGGCCAACAAGUACGCAUCUCCACCUCCCCCUCAGUUCCAAGGGUAUUAAGCACCACAGAGAUCGACAUGGCUGACGAAGAGUGACGACUGGAACAGUAUAUAAGGUCACACGCGCAGACAAACAGCUAGCUACAUGUAAACUGCAAGCGUGUGUGAAAUUGUUUAUUUUUGUGCAUGUGCACGCGUGAGUAUAUGCUUCUUCGUACAUAUAUAUGUACGAAUGUGUGCAUAUGUGAACUAACUACAUGAGGCGACAAUUCAAGGUGUAAGAGACAUGCCAGGGGAGUGUGAUUUUUGUGCCUUCUGUAUCGCUUUAUUUUUUUUCUUCUUAUAUAUAGAAAGGAAACAUUUUCCUUAAAAAAGGGAGUACAAGGUGAAGGAACAAAGUUAAGGGAUUUUUACGAACUGCUUUUGUUCCUGUUGUUGAUAUACUAUAUAUUAAAAUGGUUAUGUGACCCAGGCCAUAUAUGAUGAAUAUUUCUUGUAAUUUCAUUAUGAUCCAUGUGAAUUGAAUUCUGUCA